AUGGCACGCGACGAAGGCGAUGCUCGAGAAAGGCUACGCUCAACGUUUUUCUACGGCUACUUGUUGGUAUGGUUGUACGUUUCGUCCUCUUUUUGUCGUAUGCUCGAACAAGUAGUCGAAGUUCUCCAUCCUGGACGAGCCACUGUCCCUAAAACCGAUAUUAGAGAGAAGAUUGCGAAGAUGUACAAGACCACACCUGAUGUUGUUAUUCCGUUUGGCUUCCAAUCUGCUAUCGGAGGUGGAAAGACUAAGGGAUUUGCUCUUGUCUAUGACACUCUAGACUACGCCAAGAAGUUCGAGCCUAAACACCGCCUUAUCCGCACCGAAAGAAAUGGCAUUCCGAUGAAAACAAUACUGGUCUAUGAGGUACGCGUGAAACAGAUUUCUGCCAAGUUCCAUCAGCAUUUGACGGGGCCAAAGAAAGGCGUGGUUCAGCGUUAUCUUGGUGGAAUGCACAGUAUCGUUCCCUUCUAA
Cooperia oncophora is the source of this 474-nucleotide messenger RNA. NCBI's taxonomy places the organism in Eukaryota, Metazoa, Nematoda, Chromadorea, Rhabditida, Trichostrongylidae. The record is from the annotation of a GenBank genome assembly.